GGCACCUCUUCGCUGUUACCAGGCAGAUCGAGUCCCAAGAUGGCGGCAAAGGGGAGCGAGGAGAAGACGCAGUUUCAAGAGAUGGAGGAGGAGGCGACGAGCGCGGCGGAGAAAGAUAUUGAGUCCGAACAGGAGGAAGGUAUGGGUGUCGAGGACUCUUCCGAAGAGGAAGACGAAUCGUCCGAGGACGAGAAGGAGAACGAAGCGGAAAUACAGCGUUUGGAGGAGCAGCUGUCCAUCAAUGCCUUCGACUACAACUGCCACGUGGACCUGAUCAAGCUGCUGAGGCAGGAGGGUGAGCUGCUGCGGCUGCGCAGGGCGCGCCAGAAGAUGAGCGAGCUCUUCCCGCUGACCGAAGAGAUCUGGCUGGACUGGCUCAAAGACGAGAUCCGUAUGACGGAGGAGGAGCCGAACCGCGGGAGCAUAUACGAGCUGUUUGAGAGGGCUGUGAAGGAUUACAUCUGCCCCGAGAUUUGGCUGGAGUAUGCCCAGUACUCCAUCGGGGGGAUGGGGGCACCUGGCGGCAUUGACAAGGUGCGUUCCAUCUUCGAAAGAGCCCUCAUGGCAGUGGGCCUCCAUAUGACGAAGGGUGCCGCCCUCUGGGAAGCCUACCGGGAGUUCGAGAAUGCCAUCCUGGCCACCGUGCAGCCUCCCGCGGGCAGUGUUCCCACCCGUGAGCAGCAGGAACUCGUGAACGCUCAACUCGAGCGCAUCCACAUGUUGUUCCGGCGCCAGCUGGCCAUUCCCUUAAUGGACAUGGAGGCAACGCGUGCCGAGUACGAGGAAUGGUCGGAUAGGGGCGUGGAGGAGACCAUCACGCAGCAGUACAAGAAGGCCCUGCAGCAGAUGGAGAAGUACCGGCCAUUUGAGGAAGCCCUGCUGGUGGCUGAGCCCCCCAAGCUGGCUGAAUACCAAGCCUACAUCGACUACGAGCUGAAAGAGGGGGACCCGGCCCGCAUUCAGAUCAUCUUUGAACGUGCUCUUGUAGAGAACUGCCUCGUACCUGACCUGUGGGCCAAAUGCACCAAGUACCUGGAUCGCCAGCUGAAGAUCCGAGAUCUGGUGUUGUCCUGUCAUGACCGGGCCGUGCGAAACUGUCCCUGGACAAUGGACCUGUGGAGGAAUUACCUGCUUGCGCUGGAGAGACAUGGGGCAGAACAUCAGGUGGUGACAGGAUCCUAUCCUGGAAUCACUGGGUGCAAGGCUGGUGGAAUUCACUCUGAACAGGAUGCCAUUCCAUCGCAGGGCACCUUUGAAAAGGCCCUGAACGCCGGGUUCAUUCAGGCCACUGACUAUGUGGACAUUUGGCAGGCAUACCUGGACUACCUGAGGCGGCGUGUAGAUUUCACUAAAGAGUCCAGCCAGCAGCUAGAGGAGCUGCGAGCCGCCUUCACUCGCGCCCUGGACUACAUGAAACAAGAUGUGGAGGAGCGAUUCAGCGAAAGUGGAGACCCCUCCUGUACAAUCAUGCAGAUUUGGGCACGCAUUGAGGCUUUACAUUGCAAGAACAUACAGAAAGCACGGGAAUUGUGGGACAACAUAAUGACUAAAGGAAAUGCCAAAUAUGCCAACAUGUGGCUGGAGUACUACAACCUGGAGAGGUCAUAUGGAGAUGCACUUCACUGCAGAAAGGCGCUACACCGAGCAGUGCAGUGUACAUCAGACUAUCCUGAACAUGUGUGUGAGGUCCUGCUCACAUUUGAGAGGGUAGAAGGCUCUCUGGAGGACUGGGAUAUUGCUGUGCAGAAGACUGAGACUCGACUGACCAGGGUCAUUGAGCAGCGGGCCAAAGUGGCUGAGAAGGAGGCCCUGCUCGCCCAGCAGGAAGAGGAGAAGACAGAGCAGCGCAAGAAGGCCAAGGCUGAAAAGAAGGCCCAGAAGAAGACGCAGAAGAUGGGCCGGACUGGAGAGAAGAGGAAAGCAGAAGAUGAUGAUGAAGGGGAGGAAUGGGGGGAGGAGUCAGAGCAACCUGCUAAGAAACACAGGGGCGAAGGGGACCCUAGCUUAGAGGAUGCAGCGACAGAGGAGCUCAUGGAGACCGAGAGCGGACUCUAUGGCAGGAAGACGGGAGAGACUCUGAGUUCAAGAAAGGCACGGGUGGCAGCUGAGGUGACUCGCAGGGCCCAGGAUGCUGCGCGGGACAAGAGGGACGAUGGUGCCAGCGUCUUUGUAAGCAAUCUGGCCUUUUCCAUGGAGGACCCAGAGAAGAAGAUGAGGGACCUGUUCCAGGACUGUGGCUCCAUAGAGCAGAUCCGCCCAAUCUAUAACACCAGGGGGACCUUUCGGGGCUAUUGCUACGUGCAGUUUGAGGACAAGGCAUCGGUCCCUAAUGCACUGAAGUUGGACCGCCGGGAGGUAGAUGGCAGACCCAUGUUUGUGUCUCCUUGCGUGGACAAAAACAAGAACCCGAACUUCAAGGUUUUCAAGUACAGCACAACUCUGGAGAAACACAAGCUCUUCAUUUCGGGUCUUCCAUACAGCUGCACCAGGGAGCAGCUGGAUGAGUUGUGUAAAGAGCACGGCACGGUCAAGGACAUCCGACUGGUUACCAACCGUUCUGGGAAGCCCAAGGGCCUCGCGUACGUGGAGUAUGAAGACGAGGCGCAAGCCUCCCACGCCGUGCUCAAGAUGGAUGGAAUGCUUCUUGAGGGCCACACUCUGACUGUUGCUAUUAGCAACCCACCGCGCAGGAAUGUGCUGGACAAGCCUGAUGGGAGCAGAGCCCCGGGUGCCGUGAUGCCUCGCCAGGUCUACGGAGCAAGGGGUAAAGGUCGCACACAGCUGUCCAUGCUGCCCCGCGCCCUCAAUCGGCAGGCCGGCGCCGAGCCCAAGGCCGAAAAUGGGACCCUGCAGAACCCUGGCACGGCCGGCGCCUCGGGCUUCGAAGCACAGACUAAGUCUCUGUCAAACGCCGAUUUCUCCAGGAUGCUCAACAAGAAAUAAACUGAAAAAGAAAAGGGGAAGAAACUGCCUUUUUAUGGAAGCCAUUUUGUGUCCUUAAACAGAAGAGAGAACCGAAGUACAGGUGUAAAUACGUGAUCUGCUCCCCCUGUUCUCCACCUCCCGAGUUCCCGUGUUGCCUGUCCUCUGAGAGAAAGCCUUAAUCCGCCAGGGCUCCUUACGUUUUCGUCUUUUAAUUUUGCAAACAGGAGAAUCAGCCUCUCCUUUGGAGACAAGUGUGGUGGAGAAAAGGAUUUGUUUUAAUAAACCUGUUUUUAUGCGUGUAUAUAUUAUGUGCACAUACCUCAUUGUAUAGGAUGUGUCUUAGUCCCCUGAUGGGAAGGCAAGGCUUAGAUGGAUCCUGUGGUGUUUUUUUCCUUUCUUUUCCUUAGAGAGAUGUAAAAACAACGCAAUUUGUGACUGCUGUUUUUUUUUUUUUUUUUUUUUU
Messenger RNA from Scleropages formosus (Asian bonytongue), 3388 nucleotides. It is a transcript of the gene sart3, whose product is annotated as spliceosome associated factor 3, U4/U6 recycling protein. The record is from RefSeq and is a predicted model, not a curated record. The transcript is spliced from 20 exons. Lineage: Eukaryota; Metazoa; Chordata; Actinopteri; Osteoglossiformes; Osteoglossidae. Gene Ontology annotation, biological process: RNA processing. Gene Ontology annotation, molecular function: RNA binding; protein binding. The coding region runs from base 40 to 2943 and encodes 967 amino acids.